GGGAGUGUCUAUAUUCAUUAUAUCCGUCUCUAUAUAUAGAUAUCUGUGUCUUGUCUCGCCCUGUGUCUGUCCGCGUGUCUCUGUCCGCAUGCCAUGCCAUGCGUGUGUUUAUGUCCUCAUGCAUGGGAUGCCACAUCGAUCAUCCCAUUUCUCUCUUCUGUACAGACGCAUGACACACACAUGGAUACAUGGAUGGAUGGACCUGCAAUAGGCAUCUUAUGAACAGUUUGUCGCUCACUCACUCACUCGUCCAGCCAGUCAGUCCAUCAACACCAUCCAUCACACACCAGCACGGCACAGCACAGCACAGCACAGCCAGCCAGUAUCCAUGCCUGGCUCAUCUACGGCAGGGGCCCACCACACUACCUAUGUGGGUGUGUGCACGGGCGCGCGUGUCAGACGCAUCACCGAAUCCUCGUGAUCACACCUGACUUUCGCCUGCUCUGCCGCAGCGUGGAAUUCAUGAACAAGAUCCCACGCCCAAUCUGACGGCUUCACGCGAACUGACUCGACACGGGGAAACGCAGCCAGCGCCUUGGCAGCCUCGGCACACAGCGCAUCACAGAAGCCUCUCUUGCCCUCCGUGUCAUUGAAAGGAAAUGGGCCGUCAUGCGACAACUCGACGACAAUACAGCGCACUCGCCUCGCUACGGCUAGCUUUCCUUCCUCCCCUGUCUGAUAGAGAGUGCAAGACAACUCACGUAACCUGUUCGAGCUGUAUCUCGGCGCCCUCAGGUCAAAGUGGGUCGUCAGUGUGAGCCCCUCCAGCUCUGUAGAUAUGUACUGGGCUGCUCUGGGGAUGAGGAAUAUGCUCAGGCGAAUAACAUGAAUCCCCAUGGGCAAAACAUAUCCCUCAUCGCUAGGUCCCUGGCCGAAAGUGGCCAACACAGUGAAGGCCUUCAGGCCGUGCAGCUGGCUGAUGACGCUGCCUGCCCCCCCACUCAACGCACUCUCCCCAUCCACACACACACACAGUCGCUGCGAUGGGGAGCGUCGCGCCUCACAUGCAUAUCUAGAAGGGUCAAAACUGGUCAACAGUUUGAUCGUGCGGGUGCUACUAGCCAUCAGCUGGAGUGUGGGCUGUGUGCCCCACAGGUCCGCUGCACUGCCACUGAGAGGCACCACCAGACGGCUGAGCACACUCUCGCCCUUCUCGACUGUCGAAUAGUGGGUGUAGUAGACCUCUCUGGCCCCGUCAGCCACACACGUGCUCCGAAACUCGUGCAGUGUCUGCAAGAAGAGAACAGCGAUGCUGAUCACGUCAGGGGGUGUGCGCCUCACUUCCUUACUUUGAUGUAUGCCGUGUUCUGGGCGGCAUUUUGAUAGCGUGGCAGCUGCGCGUGGAUCUUCUGGAGGCGCUUGUUGCCGAAGGUGGUGCGAACCUCCUCGGCCAUGUCAGCCGUGCCCUUGAAGCACACAUGGCCCGUGACCGAGGUGAUGGUGCCGCCGGUCGCGCCACGGCGGUCUCGCGUGAUGUCUUCGAAACUCCACGUCCCACCACGUGUCUGACAUACACACCACACCACACCACACCACACCACCACCCCAACAAUGAAUGUCGUUCUCUCUGCCACGCCACCCGCCCACACACACACCCACCCACCAGCAUGAUGUGCAGUGGCUGCAGGUCUCCUGCGCGAUGCAGCCACGACCCCAUGGCUGGGCUGUGUCCGGUGGUCAGCUCCCGCAGCGCAGGCAGCCGAUACCGCCGGUCACGAGCGACCCCAUACCACUGCCCCCUGACCUCCGCCCGCCGCAGCCCCGGGAACGUGACGGGGCUGGCAGGGGGGGAUGUUCUCUUCUUCGCCUUCGUCGCGAAGAAGCCGUCGUCGUCGCUGUAGCCGUCGUCGCUGUAGCCCUCGUCGUAGUCCUGCAGGGUUAUGCGCUCGGUGAGGUCGAUGCCUAGGUCUACGGUCUCGACCGUGGGGGCCGUCAUCUCGAGCAGCUCGAUGAAGCCCAGGGCCUCGUCGGGAUCCUCGAGUAUCGACACCACCUUGACCGCCGUCAGAAGGCCUGCAGGCCGAACACACACACACACACACACACAGAGAGAUGCAGAUUGGUUUGUUCUCGCCCAUUCCCUCAUCUGUGCGCGUGGGUGCGUGCGUACCCCUCCACUGCUGUCGGUCAGCCUCGUCCCAGCUAAGCAGCCCGUUCCCCCACCUCAAGUCACCAAAGGGGUCGUAGCUGACGAUCGGGUGCAUCUCGGGCAUCUUGCACAUCCGCCAGAACGGCACCGAGAUGAAUCGCAGAGUGGCGAUGCUGUCGGGGAACCCC
Vitrella brassicaformis is the source of this 2277-nucleotide messenger RNA. The record is from the annotation of a GenBank genome assembly. Lineage: Eukaryota; Vitrellaceae.